Gamsiella multidivaricata is the source of this 3003-nucleotide messenger RNA. RefSeq names its product PGAP1-like protein-domain-containing protein. Gene Ontology annotation, biological process: endoplasmic reticulum to Golgi vesicle-mediated transport; GPI anchor metabolic process. Gene Ontology annotation, molecular function: phosphatidylinositol deacylase activity. The transcript is spliced from 10 exons. Gene Ontology annotation, cellular component: endoplasmic reticulum. NCBI's taxonomy places the organism in Eukaryota, Fungi, Mortierellomycota, Mortierellomycetes, Mortierellales, Mortierellaceae. Bases 1 to 3003 code for a protein of 1000 amino acids. The record is from RefSeq and is a predicted model, not a curated record.
AUGUCACUCACACUCCUUGGAUGCAUCUUUCACUCUAAUUUUUACCGCCAAGUGGACCCUAACGGCUGUCUUUACACCUACAUGCAACCAAAAUACUUCAAACUAUUGGGGUUCGAUCGGGAGCGGACAGCAUUUGCAGGGAAGUACGGCCUCCUGCUCUUUCGGGACCAGUACGACUAUAAACUGCAAAUCCAGCCAUUGGGCAUUCCGGCCUUGUUCAUCCCAGGAAACGCUGGAAGUGCAAAGCAGAUGCGAUCAAUUGCAAAGGAGGCAUCAAAGUACUACUACGAGAACCUGGCAGAAGGGCAGCGCGCAUCAUCAAGACCAAUAGAUUUCUUUACCCUCGACUUCAACGAGGAGUUUUCAGCGCUGCACGGACAUUCAUUACUGGAACAGGCCGAGUUUUUGAACGACGCCAUCGCAUACAUUCUAUCACUUUACGAUGACGAUCGCCACUCGGAUCCCAGUUUACCGCGCCCUACAGCUGUACUACUUGUCGGCCAUAGUAUGGGAGGAGUUGUCGCACGGUCGCUCUUCACAAUGAGCAACUAUCGGCCAGGAUCAGUCAACACAAUCCUCACGGCGGCGACACCGCAUAUCAUGCCGCCCGUAACACUCGAUUUUGAGAUUAGCAACAUUUAUGAAAGAAUUGAAUCGUUCUGGAGCCAUGGAUUUCAAGGACCAGAUGCGCCACUGAGAGAUAUGUCUCUGGUCUCGAUUGCGGGUGGCAACCUCGAUAUUAUUGUCAAUGGCGAAUCAGGCAACAUUCACAAUAUCGUACCCCAAUCUCACGGCUUCACGGUGUUCACGUCGUCGAUACCUCAUGCCUGGGUAGGAUCAGAUCAUGUGUCGAUUCUUUGGUGUAAUCAGAUUGCAACAGUUCUCGGAAAGACCCUGAUUGACGUUGUAGACGCAAGUUACCCAGCGCAAGUCAAGCCAUUGGAGGAGCGCAUGCGGAUUUUCAGGAACCGACUUUUAACGGGAAUUAACGAUCAUUUGCAGGACCCUUCAUCUUCACAAGAGGUCAUUACAAUUUCUGAUAUCGCGCAUACCAUGAUUGAGCUGGGCAGUCGUCUGACGUAUCCCCACAAAGGCAGCACAACGCAGGAUGUUGACACAGACGUUCCACACCUGUAUAUUAUGCCAAUACCACGCAGCAAUGAAGCUGACACUUUCAAUCUUCUCACCGAUCACCAGCUCGGAGAGUACAGUCGUCUUGAUGUGCUUCUCUGCAGCGACAUCCUUUCGAGUUCCAGGGCGACUUCAAUGACUCCCUCUCGGCUAUCAUGUCAGUACAGCACGCUAUCUGCAAUACCAGUGCCCGCCUCGACAGCGGGUUCGUUCUCUGCAGUACAAUCUGGAAAAUACAACCGUGGACAUGAAUUCCGGUUCAUUUCUAAAAAGCUGACUGAAUUGGAAGACGUGCAGUACGUGGCGAUCUUGGACAGGGGCCGGAAGUUUGGCGAGCCCGGAUUCUUGAUCACAGAGUUUGCGUCCGAGGCCGACUUCACCACAACGGUGGAGACAACCACCCUUGGGCUUGUGAAUGAUGGAUUACGAGUUCAUGGCUUCCCAGAACUACCAUCGUUGGUCUCAACACUUCGGUUACCCAAUAUCGACAACAGUCUGCUGACUUAUACCCUAACUGUUGACCGACCAGGCUGUCAUGAGCGGUUCGCACCUAUGCUGCGACAGUCUAGCUGGACGAUGUAUGAGGAUCGGUUCUCAGUCGACAUUACUUCUAGGGAAGCAGGAGUCGACAUUAAUUUUCACGGCGAUCUCCCAUACUUCGAUCGGAUCCAGUUGCCAGGGAAGAAGGGCAUUGAACUUCGAUUCUGGAUGGACCCGACUUGUCCUGUUCCUUUGUCGCUCAACUUGCAGGUAGACAAGUAUGGCAGCAUGGGCAAGGUCGUAAUCCGGUACCGAAUGGUCGUCUUGGUGUUCACGUUCCUGGUGGUCAUCUUGACGUUACGGGCGCAGUUCAAGGAAUUCAACAGAGGCGAGCCAUUCAAACCGUUCGGCAUGAUGAUUUCUCAGCUCAUUCUGUCGACACUUUGGAAGUUUUCGGUGCUUUUGGCCGCCAUCGCGCUUCUUCAAUCGCUACAGACAAGGACUGCCUUCGUGUUCGAACACUCCAGCUCAUCAAGAAAAUCAGAAAUCGCAAGGAGCGAGUCCUGGUUUUCGAGCUUUCGGUUUGGGGAUGCGCUGUUGGGUGGCAAUGAUACGUUUUUUUGGUUUCUAGCUCCAGUGUUCUUCCAGGUGUCGAUUGGGAUCGUGAUCUUGAUCUGGAUCAUCUUGAACGGACUCGUGAGAUCCAUCGCAUUGGUGCUGACGUUUGUGUCGAAACGCGGAGGGCGAUAUGUUAUCGGAAAGGCCAUCGGCAGCAUAUUGUCCAAGAGGUCCCGCGGCGUGCGGCGGAGAGUGAUUACGACAAUUAUCUUAUUUAUCAUGGUGGCGACAUUCGUGCCGUAUCAGUUUGCGUUUGUGGUUGCGGUUCUUGUGCAUAUUGUGUCUUGUGUGCGUUCGCUGCUUAUUGCACAAGCAUCUAAUUCUGCACAGACGCUGGCAGCAUGGGACAGAUAUCAUUACUUGAUGUCGAUAUUCGUCCUGUUCUUCUUGUUGCUGCCUUGUAAUUUGCCUGUACUUAUGGUCUGGAUUCGGAAUCUCUCUGUGCAAUGGUAUGAACCCUUUUCGUCCGACCAUCGACUGGAUUAUAUCGCACCAUUCAUCUUUUUCGUCGAAACAGUGACGGAUGGCGCCAUGGUCCCGAGGACGCCAGAGAAAGGAUAUGCGGCAGUGACCAAUGGGAUCUUGAACUUCAUUGUUGUCUUUUUAAUCAUGUUUGGAGUGCGAUACAGUUGGCAGAUCUUUUUCAUGUCCCGGAUCUGGAUUGUCUGGCUCUUGGUUCUGCAACUCAAGGAUACAGAGCUAGCUCGGAGAGUGACCAAGGCAGUGGAGGAUCAAGUGCAGGCGUUCUCUCGGCCAAGCAAGAAGCGGAAAUAG